AUGCAUAGUCUCAAAGCAGCAAGUGGAGGAUUGCGCGAUAAAGCUAUGGAGUCAGGUGCUUUUGCUUUGUGGGCAAGACAGAGAAGCGAAAAGGAAGGGGACGAAAUAUUUGCGAUCUCAUUGAUAUCGUCCCAGGAUUCGCGGCGAUGGGAAUCGGUGUUUUGUGUAGACGAGUCAUUCUACGACGGACCGCCAGUGUUCGAUGAAGGACUCGAGGAGCUUCUUACUGGCGACAUGGGCAGCUUUUACAACAGCGGCCCGAUUUUCGUUGUGGAGCCUCUGGAACUGGUGGAAGAGGAGGACUAUGUGGCUUCAGAUGCAAACCUACAUAAGAAUCCAAGCAAGCAAGGUCAAGUUUAUGACGUGAAGCAGCAAAAAUCUGAGGGCUCUGUUUCAUCCACGAAUCCCACGGGUUUUGGUACAGGAGUAAUAUUACUUUUGGCUUCUAAAGGAGGGAACUCACGAAUCUUGAUGUGCGGAGACAAGGAAUGCGAAUACAAGGUCAGUUACGCCGAGGGAGAGAGCAGUGGUUACCUUGCCCGGGAGACAUUUGAGUUCGAACCCCUCGACGACGAAGACAACGAGGAGGAGGACGAGAGCUUCGUUCUCAAGAACAUCACUUUCGGUUGCGCCACUAAUGAUGGGAAUAUGCCAGCCAACGGAGUCCUAGGCCUCAACAGCGAGCGUGUCUCGCGAGACGGGGCGAUGGGGAUGAGAUCAGGCUCCACGGCUCCCAACCACCCCUCAUCGUCAACAACCAUUACUACAUCAACCUCGAGGGCAUCACGGUCGGAGGUCAAACCGCCAUGGGAUUCGACGGACGUGAUUGGCGGGAUCCUGACUAGGACUUACUCUGUUAAGUUCGGCACCGAGUCGUACACGUUGUUGUGCUAUGUAGGGGUUGUGAGAAGGGACCUGGUGGGGUUCCCAGUGGUGGAAUUCAAGUUCAACGGAGGGGCCGUGCUCGAGCUCACGGCUGAAAAAUGUUCAAGGACAAUGGGGAUGACAAUUUCUGCCUCACGACAGCUUCAUCUGAGCAGCACAACUUUGACUUCGGCGUCCUGGGGAACUACAUGCAGCAGUACUUCUAUAUGGCCUAUGAUCUCAAGGGAAAUCAGCUGCCCUUCCUGA
This is a messenger RNA of Striga asiatica, 1131 nucleotides long. NCBI's taxonomy places the organism in Eukaryota, Viridiplantae, Streptophyta, Magnoliopsida, Lamiales, Orobanchaceae. The record is from the annotation of a GenBank genome assembly.